This is a messenger RNA of Chelmon rostratus (copperband butterflyfish), 1809 nucleotides long. RefSeq names its product PH domain containing endocytic trafficking adaptor 2 (gene pheta2). The coding region runs from base 294 to 1076 and encodes 260 amino acids. The record is from RefSeq and is a predicted model, not a curated record. The transcript has 4 exons. Lineage: Eukaryota; Metazoa; Chordata; Actinopteri; Chaetodontiformes; Chaetodontidae. Gene Ontology annotation, biological process: retrograde transport, endosome to Golgi; receptor recycling; endosome organization. Gene Ontology annotation, cellular component: early endosome; recycling endosome; trans-Golgi network.
CGUAGAGGAGAGAGAAUAUAAUGUGUCAGGAUUUUGUUACCAGGAAGUGGGUCGAGUUAUUUAUAUUUCAACACUCGUCCUCUCGUACCCGAGGGAGAACCGGUGAUAGUAACUUGAAACUAUAUAUUCAAACAUUGUCCGGUUCUGGAUGCAUCGAACUGAUAGAGAACAAUUGGCUUCACGUUUAGGAAAACCGACGACCAGAAGAAAAUAUCUGUAAAUGUAAAUAAUGUAAAGGCUGUGUGGAAGGGUACAGUGACCUGAGAGAGAGUCAACAUUGGCAAGGUGUUGGGAUGAAGCUCCAUGAGAAGAUUUUGACUCAUUACCUGUCAUGCACCUCUCCAGUAGAUAAAGAGGGAUAUCUCUACAAAAAGAAAGAGCGAAAUGCCACCUACCAGCGGCGGUGGUUUGUCCUGAAGGCAAACCUGCUGUUCUACCAGGAGCGCCCAGCUGACAGACACCUGCUGGGUGUCAUCGUGCUGGAGGGCUGUGCAGUCCGGCGCUCGGAGACUGAUGGACAGUUUGCCUUUUCUCUGGCGUUUGAAGGGCCUGGAAUGAAAACCUACAGAUUUGCAGCAGGGGAUCGUCAGACUCAAGAGAGCUGGGUGAAAGCUUUGCUGUCAGCCAGCCACUGUUACCUCUCCCUGCUGGUGAGGGACCUGGGGAGGCAGUAUGAAGAAGCGAAACAGCGACACGGCUCUGGUGAAUCCUGUCACGGCUCCUCCGUCAGUGCCCUCAAGUCCUCAACCAGCCUCUUGUCCCCGGUGCAGGGGCCAAUGACAGCGGUCAGGGAGGGGAGAAGCUUCAGUGCCGGCACUGUUUUACAAGCACCCACUAAAGUGGUGGCUAAAAAGUCCCCCAAACUGUGGCUCAGGAGAAAUGCUCACGUCACACCACUGAAUGGACCAGCACCUUUGUACGGCGAAUGGCCUUUGGUGGGUUUUGAUCCACUUGAGGACUUUUGCAAACUUCAUGAUUACUAUGGCCAGGAAGUGAAGAAAGCAAGAGAGGAAUGGCUGAGGAGCCGACAAGCAGAGGAGGAGCACAGUGAUGGAGACCUCAUCGACCUGGGGUGAAAGAAAUGGCCCUUUAGAGACUGUUUCAGAGGAAGUGAGAUGGUUCAUGCACGUUAAAAAGGAACUGAACCUGAAGUGUUGUGCAUUAUACUGUAUUUAAGAUAUUUUGAGGCCGAGACAACCGUGAAUGUGCUAAAGUUCCUCCUUGUCAUGUGAUGAGUUUAGAUAAUUUCUAUGUUAGAUUUGUUUUACAGAAAGUUGCAGUUUCCCUCAUUUUUUCCUGAGCCAAGACAGCCUUAAAGUAUGGCAUAAAACAGAGAACAGCAAGGAAUCCAGACACAAAGGGUCAGGAGUGCACAUCUGCACAUGAAGCAAUGUGCCGAUGGGCCUUUUUCACAGCAUUCUGUCCAAUGGUAAUAUUAACAAUGUCUCUAUUCUAUUUAAGUGUAAGCUAUGACAGUGUAACAGUGAGCCAGCAUGCACAAUAACAGGACCCUGAAACUGAAGCAGCUCAAUGGAAUUCUGCCAUCAUUUUAUCAUUUACACUUGUGCUUCUCCAACUGCGACAUGUUGAUGUGUCUUCCAUGAAAACGCCUAUUCCUUGUUUGUUCUCAUGCACUUCCUGCUAAUUGGAGCCUGCACUCCUGCUGCUAAUUGCAUUAAAUUACGUACUGAACAGUUUCAUCUUCCCAUGUGGUACAAUUACCUAUUUCAUCCAUGGCAUAAAAAGGCUUUAUGAAGCAGUAUUAAGCAAAGAGUAUUAUAUAUUUUUAAUUGCAUGAUGAAAUAAAAU